UUGGUCGAACUAGUGUGUCCUACCACAACAUUGAUUAGGCCCUAUUUGAGUACUUUCGUUAUACGUACCUUGACUGAUUAUGUUGCUUAUAUGCAUCAUCCAUCAUCGAAUAAGUAGAUAAACAACACCAGAUGGAUAACCAAACGAGCCACGACUCUACCUGGGCGAGUGCAAUAUUGUCACACCGCGAUUCAAACAUUUUCUGUUGAAAAGGUUUUUGAGCCUGUUAUUUGGCAUUCUUAUCUACUGUCCCUACCAGAAUCCUAACCAUUCCUCUUUCAUCCACUUUUCCUCAUUUUAAGUCCAAGUCCAAAAGUGCCUUAACCAAAACACUGACAUGCUCUUGCUUGCUACUUUGAAAUACUACAAGCACCAACUCCACGCAUUCACUUCCUGUUUCAAAGCCUCAAAAAAACUCAUUUUCUCCUAAAUCCACCACUGAGUACUGACUACACUACACAUUUCUCACCCCUUCUCUAACCAGGCUCUUAAACAUGGGCAGCCACAAGUUCUUCCAUUUCACAACCAAGGCCACAGCCUACCUAUUUCUUCUCAUUUUCUUUGCUCUAUCUUCCAUCAUCUCAUCUCAAAUCAUCAACGAUCAACCACCGGCCCCUGUCGUCCCCCCAGAACCAUCCGAUCAGAUCGGCCCCCACCCUACCUUAUCAUUCUUCAUGCACGACAUCCUCGGGGGAUCAACCCCGUCGGCUAGAAUAGUCACCAAUCAUCAUCUCAACGGUCGAAUCCCUUUUGCCAAGCCCAUUGGGACACUCUUCCCAGUGAACCAUGGGGUGCUGCCCCUGAAUAGCAUCAAUGACAAUAUUCCAUUCCUCAAUGGCCUUGGUGGUACCACGUCAACUGUGAUCCACAGCGAUCGCGAUGGUGGAUUUGGACUACCGGUCACGAAUGGGGCCCAAUUCACAGACCAGAAGCUCGUGUUUGGCUCGAUGACAGUGAUCGACGAUGAACUAACCGCAGGGCGUGAUCUGGGGUCCGGUUUGGUCGGUAAAGCACAGGGGUUUUACGUGGCUAGCUCAGAGGACGGGAGAAGCCAUACGAUGGCGUUUACAGUGAUGUUGGAGAGUGGUGGGUAUGUUGAUAGCAUCAGCUUGUUCGGGGUUCAUCGGACGGCUGUGUCCGAGUCUCAGCUUGGUAUCAUGGGUGGUACGGGGAAGUAUGUUAAUGCAAUGGGAUUUGCUACCGUGAGGAACGUCGCGGCGGCCAACCAGGGGUUGACAGACGGCAUCGAGACGUUGCUGGAGUUUAUAGUUUAUGUUAGUUACUGAAUUUUGUAGUUCUCGAUAUGGAUUUAUCUCUUCAGUGAAACUCUUUGCGCAAGCAGGGAAUUUUCCCUUCCCUUGAUAUCAAAAGCACGUUUCGAAAUUAUUAUCGAACUGUGUUUGGAUUAUGAAUUUGUUUAAGAAUUUCUCAAGGGCAAGGACAACAAUAUGAAACCUACAAAAUGAAUCUAGCUGUUUCUUUUUGUAC
This is a messenger RNA of Rhododendron vialii, 1488 nucleotides long. RefSeq names its product dirigent protein 25-like. Lineage: Eukaryota; Viridiplantae; Streptophyta; Magnoliopsida; Ericales; Ericaceae. The record is from RefSeq and is a predicted model, not a curated record. The coding region runs from base 495 to 1286 and encodes 263 amino acids. The transcript has a single exon.